GCGGAGGAAAGUUGGAGAAAAGCUGCGCUAAUAAAAUGGAGAGAACAGCUGAGAGUGGGCUGAGGAGGCUGGCGGCGCUGGAGACCUCUGCAAUCCUGCCCUCUUACUCCCUGCGUCGAGUGCCACAAAAACAGCGAGAAGAUUGAUAGACUUUACAUUUACAUAUUACCCGAGGAGAAGAUAGUUCUCUGGUAGAACUUGGUGACUGUCCUUGUCAUCCUUGUUUAUUGUGGCAUUGAAAGCUUCUGUCUGUGCCUUUGGCUGGCACGGGUUAUGAGGAUGUGCUGCCCGCAUUGGGUGCGAAGGAUCCUGACGUGAUGGGGUGCAGGACGAGCAAGGUCCUCCCAGAACCACCAGCAGACGUGCAGCUAGAUCUUGUCAAGAAGGUUGAGCCUCAGCAAACUGAUGUCUAUAAGAACUUUAUUCGUGUGGAUGGCAGUGACAAGAAAACUGGCUCUCCUUCCCCUCAGGGUCAAAGCCAAGCUACAGGUGCUGCCACUAAUUCCCCUACGGCAGGAAAAGGCCAGCUGGAGCCCUCUGAACCACGGCGAAACAAGGUGGCCAAAUACCGGGCCAAGUUUGACCCUCGGGUGACGGCUAAGUAUGAGAUUAAGGCACUCAUUGGUCGUGGCAGCUUCAGCCGGGUGGUGCGGGUUGAGCACAAGGGUACACGCCAGCCAUAUGCAAUCAAAAUGAUCGAGACUCGAUGGCGUGAGGGUCGCGAGGUGUGUGAGUCGGAGCUGCGAGUCCUGCGGCGUGUACGCCACACCAACAUCAUCCAGCUGAUGGAGGUUUUUGAGACGGCUGAGCGUGUGUACAUGGUGAUGGAGCUGGCCACAGGAGGUGAGCUCUUUGACCGCAUCAUCGCACGCGGUUCCUUCACUGAGCGGGAUGCCACACGUGUACUCCGCAUGGUGCUGGACGGUGUGCGCUACCUGCACAUGCUAGGCAUCACCCACCGCGACCUCAAGCCUGAGAACCUGCUCUACUACCACCCUGGUGCUGACUCCAAGAUCAUGAUCACCGACUUUGGUCUAGCGAGUACACGCAAAAAGGGUGACGAAUGCCUUAUGAAAACAACUUGUGGCACACCUGAAUACAUCGCACCUGAAAUCCUAGUACGCAAGCCCUACACCAAUGCUGUGGACAUGUGGGCGCUGGGGGUUAUCUCCUACAUCCUGCUCAGUGGCACCAUGCCCUUUGAGGACGACAACCGCAUGCGCCUCUAUCGGCAGAUCCUGAAGGGGAAGUACAGCUUCUCUGGGGAGCCGUGGCCGAGUGUGUCCAACUUGGCAAAGGACUUCAUUGACCGUGUGCUCACUGUGGACCCGAGCGAAAGGUUGACGGCUGGCCAGGCGCUCAAGCACCCCUGGAUUGUUAGCAUGGCUGCUUCGUCUUCCAUGAAGAAUCUACAGCGCUGCAUCUCUCAGAACCUGCUCAAGAGGGCGUCGUCGCGCUGCCAAAGCACGAAGUCAGCACAGUCAACGCGCUCCAGCCGCUCGAGCAAGUCAGGCCGAGCACGGCGUGUCAGAGAGAAGGAGCUGAGGGAGCUCAACCGCCGCUACCAGCAACAGUACAACGGCUGAAGAAAGGAACCUGCAGUCACACUGCACAUGCUGGCAUCGACACUCCGGGACCCACUAGACAUGUGCCGAUAAUCUUUUAUACGAUAUUUUACAAACAUAUUUCAGAGUUUUGUCACUGUCCCUGAAUCCUAUUCAGAAGGCAGCCUAAGGUCUUUUCACGUGGAUCCUUCAUUGUGAAGCCAGGCUCAUAAUCCGGUUAACUAAAUGAGAAAUCAAUACAAGUUGGGGAAAAAAAGAUGGCAAACAGAACUGUCACUUGGUCUUCUCUGGCUGAGUAAUAAUUUUGUCAUUUUUAGAAUAUCCUUAUACUUUGUGAGCUCUUAAACCAUGAGGAAAGAUUAAGCAAUUAUCCUGAUAAUAAAAUAUAAUAUCGGCACAUGCCUAGGACCCACAUGCUGUGAGCAGAGGAGGUAAAGUGGAACAGGAGUGGCGUGUACUUACGAGUCUGAUGGAAGAACUCUGAGAGACGACACCCUCGUUGACCACAGAGCCAAUUAGCAAAUAAAUAUAUUUCACUCAUUCUCCAGUCCAUCUCUGUGCUGGUGUUUUUUCCUUUAUGUUCAUGUUAUUUGUGUGUUUUUUCCCUUAUUUAUUUAUUGUUAAUGUUUUUUUCAUUGUUAUAUUGUCUCUGGAGUUACUGUCUGAUUAAGCCUUUUACCUGAUUGUAUCUGUUGAACAGAAUCCUACAUUAUGAAGUUGCUGGAAGGACUACUAAAUCUGUGUUCGCUGUUUUUAGACCUUCCUGAUUUUUGCUGUGAAGUAUUUUUGUUAACCGUUCUAGUUAGUUGCUCUGUAGGGUGAUUUUGAUGCUGUUAAUUGUUUCCCGUUUAUCGCAGUUUAUUUUGCCAAAAAUCAUUUAAAAUAUGAAGGUGGAACUAUGCCUUUUCUUUCUAAAGAAACCACUUGGGUGAAGUUAUAACUUAUGGGAGCUUGUUACAGUGAGAUCUCUAACGGUACUGCUUCAAGUAAUUCCUGUCACCGCUAAGCAUUUUGAUUGACAGGUUGAGCUACAGUAUGUAAGGCUGAUUUACAGUAUGUUUUUAAUCUUUAAAUAAAAUGAACACCCCAAGCAUUUGAGCUAAUAUGCAGUACUUAUGAUUGUAUAAGUUUCAUUCAAUCGUAGACAUGUUUUAUAUGUGAACUUAUUAAUCAAAUCAGUCAGCACAUUAAACCAUUUCACAUAUUUGGUACUUAAUUUUACUUUAAUUUUUUUUUUUUUUUUUAAAGAACAUUGGGUACAUUGGAUUUAUCAUACAGUGAAUGUGCGUAUUUUGUUACGAGGAUCAGCUUGGUAUCUUGUCUUAAUUUAGGAAUUUUCCCACACUUGUGAAACUUCCCUAUUGCGUUUAUUAGUAAACAUUAACACUGUAUUAGUUUGAAAAAUGAAUGCGGUAUUUUUGGUUCUGCUUUUUCCCCACUAAAGUGGCCAAACUGAUAAAUUUGAUGCAGUUAUAACAUAUUAGUUAUCAAGCUAUUGAAAAAUUACUUUCUUAGUAAUUAGUAAUUAGUAUAAUAGUCUGCUAUACCUUAAAGUUCUUUAUCACUAUGAAUCAACACAAUAAGUGAUUUUUUUCUUUAAAACAGUAAAUUCUACUUCUUUUGGGAAAACCACUGUUUUAUAAUUUUGCGUUUUAACCGAACGACAAGGUUGUUUUUAAGGAAGGAAAUUUAACAGUGUUAUAGUUUGAAUUUACAUCUGAUGCAUUAAUAAAAUGAAUCCUUUGCCAAAUUGUCAGUUAAGGAAAUGUGCCGCAAAAAAGUAUGAGGAGUAGCAAGUUCCUGAAUUUCCCAAGACGUACAGCAUAUGGAGUUCAGUUGUUUGUGUAAACCUAGUUGGAUAAAUUUUCUGUUUGAUGAAGCUGAUCCAACACUGUCUCUUGAAGGAAAAGUGUAAAUAUGUGUUGUGUUUGUGUUGUUUUUGUUUUAAUGAAGGUUAAUGUUGGAUCAUGUUAAAUAACUUUUUUCCCCAGAAUAGUGAAUUGGAAGUUUUUAUCAAAUGUCUCUAUUAAAGAGUUUCAUCUAAAAGGUUUUUA
Messenger RNA from Pangasianodon hypophthalmus (striped catfish), 3619 nucleotides. RefSeq names its product protein serine kinase H1 (gene pskh1). Lineage: Eukaryota; Metazoa; Chordata; Actinopteri; Siluriformes; Pangasiidae. Gene Ontology annotation, molecular function: protein kinase activity; ATP binding. The coding region runs from base 318 to 1586 and encodes 422 amino acids. The transcript has 3 exons. Gene Ontology annotation, biological process: protein phosphorylation. The record is from RefSeq and is a predicted model, not a curated record.